Messenger RNA from Penicillium alfredii, 2106 nucleotides. Its product is annotated as putative 60S ribosome biogenesis protein Rrp14. The transcript has 7 exons. Gene Ontology annotation, biological process: ribosomal large subunit biogenesis; ribosomal small subunit biogenesis. Gene Ontology annotation, molecular function: DNA binding; RNA binding. Gene Ontology annotation, cellular component: nucleolus. Lineage: Eukaryota; Fungi; Ascomycota; Eurotiomycetes; Eurotiales; Aspergillaceae. Bases 1 to 2106 code for a protein of 701 amino acids. The record is from RefSeq and is a predicted model, not a curated record.
AUGUUGCUGCACUCAGUACUUUUGUUUCUGUCCCUUGUCCUGGGCAUCGCGUCGGCCAGAGCUCCCCCGACUGUUUAUCUUGUCCGACACGGCGAGAAACCCGAAGACCCGGACGACCAUGGCCUGAACUCGGAGGGUCUCAUGCGAGCCCAAUGCCUGCGGGAUCUAUUCGGGGCCGGUUCGGGUUAUGAUAUUGGAUAUAUCCUGGCACCAAAAAUCAAGUGGAACGGCGACCACCAACGACCUUACAUGACUGCCCUGCCUCUAGCCCAGGAUCUCGGUCUGCCGAUCGAUGCCCAUUGUUCACGCAAAGAUGCCGAGUGCGUGGCCGAUGCUAUCAGGGCCUAUGAUGGGCCUGGUAAUAUCCUGAUUGUCUGGCGAAAAACGAACAUGGGAGAUAUUCAAAAGGAGCUGGGUGUUAUUGACCCAGUCGAGUGCCCAAAAGAUCGGUUCGAUCUGAUCUGGACCAGCCCAUAUCCGUACGACCGCAUUACUAAAAUUGAGAGCGAACUGUGCCCUGUUUUGGAUACCCACCCUGGACUGGUUGUGCAGUCUACGGGAAAGAGCAUGGAUGACAUCGAGGAACGCCUGCGCAGCCAUGCGCAAGCCUUCGAUGGGCUGCUGUCCUUGAUCCCCGCCAAAUACUACUACGGCGAUGAUACCAGUGAUCAAUGGCAACGGAAGAAGCAGACCAAGGAACAAGCUCGAGAGGCGAAGCGGGCAAAACUCGAUCCUGAGUCCGGCAAGACCGCCAAAGAUGUGAUGGACGAGAACGCUCGCAAACGCAAGCGGGAUGACGGCACCCUCGAGACCGACUCGUCGGAUGGUGAGGAGCAGUUGGGCUCCGAGAACCCCAGAGAAGGAUUAAGUCGAGGAUACGCCAAGCCUAAAAAGCAGAAAUCGACCGAGGGCGCUGAAAAAUCGGACCCGGCAGCUGCCGCCAAGGCCGCCGACGCAGAGGCUCGUAAGAAGCAGCGGGAAGAUAAGAAGGCUCAAAAGAAGGCCACUCAAAAGGAGAAGAAAAAGGCUAAGGAGACAGCCAAGAAAGAGAAAACGAGACAGGAAGAAAAGCCGUCGGAUAAUGCCACCGAAAAGUCGGAAAAAUCUGCAUCAAAACCCAACCAGGGUGCUCCCGAUGCACCGGAAGAUUUAUCGGAUGCCGAGGAUGCCGAAGAUCUUGAAGAGGGUGAUGUCGCUGCCGAGGAAGGAUUUUCGCUGGAAUUCAACCCCGAACAGCCUGAACAGCCAUCCUCCGCUUCAUCUACCCCCAACUCUUCUGGCUUCGACGCCUCAAAUCCCCAGUCGGGCAGCUCAUCUAUUUCCUCCAUUAUCCCUCCCUCCGCCUCCAACGAUGCCAAAACCUCCGAGUCCAAACCCCUCAAAGCCACGCCGGAAGAACUGAAGCAGCGCCUACAAAAGCGCCUGGACGAGCUUCGAGCCGCUCGCCAUGCGGACGGUCUUAACGGCAAGCCUGCCCGCAACCGCCAAGAGCUUAUCGAGGCACGGCGACAGAAGGCCGAGCAGCGCAAAACACACAAGAAAGAGUUGCGACAAAAAGCUAAAGAAGAGGAACAACGUAAGAACGACGAGGCCAUGGCCCGCCGUUUCUCCCGGGUGGCUCCGGUCGUCUUCGCCGAUGGCCAGCAUACCGACGCCUCUUUGACCAACGUGCACGACAAAUACAAGAGCCGCGGUGCCACGGAUGCGGCCGCUCAGCUCAAGGUCGCCGAGGCUAAACAAGCUCGACUCGCCGAGAUGGACCCGACGCAGCGCGCGGACCUGGAAGAAAAGGACCGCUGGCUGAACGCCAAGAAGCGCGCUCACGGCGAGCGUGUCCGCGAUGACACCUCCCUGCUCAAGAAGGCCCUCAAGCGCAAGGAGUCCGCGAAGAAGAAGUCCGAGCGCGAGUGGAAGGACCGCCUCGACACCGUGUCCCGCGCCAAGGACCAGCGCCAAACCAAGCGCGAAGAGAACCUGCGCAAGCGCAGAGAGGAGAAGGGCAACAAGGGAGGCAAGGGCAAGAAAGCUGCAGCCGGGCCCAAGAAGAAGGCCAGACCUGGGUUUGAAGGCAGCUUCAAGGCCAAGGUUGGUGGCAAGAAGAAAUAA